GCGGUGUUCAUGCAGAGAGCGCAGGCAAACUCAUUGGCUUCUCUUGGGAAAUAUACUGGCGAUGCAAACGCUGACAAAGCUGCUUCACAGUCUCUGUUUGUGGCAAAUCACGCCUACUGA
Molecule: messenger RNA, 120 nt
Organism: Cooperia oncophora
Lineage: Eukaryota; Metazoa; Nematoda; Chromadorea; Rhabditida; Trichostrongylidae
Source: the annotation of a GenBank genome assembly